UCCAUUUGCAAUAAAAUGGUUCACUAUCUUCAGUUGAGUUUGUAGAUUGUACGAUAAUUGAGUCUAUUCGCAUUCUAGUCAUAACCUGUAAAGUAACAACUAUAAAAUGUAACAAAAUUAAAUUUAUCUAUAUUAAAACAUUGCAAGUUAAUAUGUCAUAUAUAAUUAUUAAUUUUAAAGACGGAUUAUCAUAUUUGUAUUACGAUAUUCAUGAAUAUAAUCGUGAAAAAGAAACAUAAACGAGGUGCUAUAACCUAAUUUUAUUUGUUACUUAGCAUCAUGACUCUUACUCCGAAAGAUUUAACGAAAUUAUUGGAUAUCCUAGAGGAAGAAAAUUUGGAUACAAGUUUGGAAAAUCUUUGUAAUCAAUUACAUCAAGUAUUUCCAAAAGAAGUUCGAUUUAAAGUAGGAAUGACAUUAGUUCUCCUUCUACAACAUAUAGAUUUGUUGCCAAAAAAUGUUCAACGUAUAAUAGCAGUAGCAUUAUUAUUCGAUCUUUAUAGAGGAGAAACAUUGGCUUCAACACCUUUUGCACCUGUUUUUGUUCAGGUUUUAAAAUCACAAGAAGAUACAAAUAAUGGAGUACCAAAGACUAAUUUUUCAGGACAUAUACCAAUUUUAUCUCAAUGCGAGAAAAAUCUUUUGGUAAAUUUAUUGGGAUAUAACCAAAAAGAUAUUUUAAAGAAAACUCCAAGACAAAUUGUGGAUGAAUUAUAUUUUGUUUCUGUACCACCUGUUGAUUUAAGUAAUUUACAAGUACAAUUAGCAGAACAUCAUUCAGAAUUACCUUCUAUUGCUAAAUGUGGACACCCUGUAAUUUUACCUGAUAUGGACCAUUCAAAAGUAACAGAAAUUGAUAAAAAUGCAACAAAAAAUAUGACGGAAAUUUUAAUUGUUAAUGAUCCACCAUUAUGCAGUCAAAGUUAUCAACCUGAAUUUUUAAGAUUAGCACCUCCUCUUUAUCGUUCAGUUGACGAAUUACCAUGGUUUAAUGUCACAGAACCUUCUCAGUUUACAAUUGAAUAUGAUACUAAUAUGUGUGUUUCGAAUUGUGCUGGUGCAGAAGCUCGUAGAUUGAUGGGUAAAGCUUUUAAAAGUGUAUUGACAUUACAGCAACAACAACAUCUUGUUAACGAAUUGGAUAGAGAUCCAAAAUUGGUAUAUCACAUUGGCCUUACUCCAGGAAAAUUACCAGAUUUGGUGGAGAAUAAUCCUUUGAUUGCAAUUGAAGUUUUGUUAAAACUCAUGCAAUCAAGUCAGAUAACAGAAUAUUUUAGUGUUUUGGUAAAUAUGGAAAUGUCACUUCAUUCAAUGGAAGUUGUUAAUAGAUUGACCACUACUGUUGAUUUACCUACAGAAUUUGUUCAUUUAUAUAUCAGUAACUGUAUUUCUACUUGUGAAACUAUAAAAGAUCGUUAUAUGCAAAACCGUUUAGUACGUUUAGUUUGUGUUUUUUUGCAAUCCUUAAUUAGGAACAAAAUUAUAAAUGUCAAGGAACUUUUCAUUGAAGUGCAAGCCUUUUGUAUAGAAUUUAGUCGCAUUAGGGAAGCUGCAGCUCUUUUCCGUCUGCUUAAACAACUUGAAUCUGGUGAUAUUGGUGGAUUGAAUGCACCAACUGCUAACAAUAAAUUGGAUAUGUGUUAAUAUAAUUAACAUGUUUUUCAAAUAUCUGAUAGGAAAUUAAUAGACUAUUAAAAUUUUUAAAUAUUUUUUUGAUUAAUUAAAUUAUAAUGAACUAAGAUACAGUUUCUCAGUUUUUUGAAAGUGAUGAUUAUAAACUUAGUAAAGUUUUAUAUAUAAUUUUAAUAAUAUGAAUAAAUUAUUGGCUAAUUCAUUUA
This is a messenger RNA of Apis mellifera (honey bee), 1838 nucleotides long. RefSeq names its product CCR4-NOT transcription complex subunit 11 (gene Not11). The coding region runs from base 280 to 1644 and encodes 454 amino acids. The record is from RefSeq and is a predicted model, not a curated record. Lineage: Eukaryota; Metazoa; Arthropoda; Insecta; Hymenoptera; Apidae. The transcript has a single exon. Gene Ontology annotation, cellular component: CCR4-NOT complex. Gene Ontology annotation, biological process: negative regulation of translation; mRNA catabolic process.